This is a messenger RNA of Alexandromys fortis (reed vole), 9846 nucleotides long. It is a transcript of the gene Brcc3, whose product is annotated as BRCA1/BRCA2-containing complex subunit 3. Gene Ontology annotation, cellular component: BRISC complex; BRCA1-A complex. Lineage: Eukaryota; Metazoa; Chordata; Mammalia; Rodentia; Cricetidae. Gene Ontology annotation, biological process: protein K63-linked deubiquitination; double-strand break repair. The record is from RefSeq and is a predicted model, not a curated record. The transcript has 10 exons. The coding region runs from base 76 to 951 and encodes 291 amino acids. Gene Ontology annotation, molecular function: polyubiquitin modification-dependent protein binding; cysteine-type deubiquitinase activity; metallopeptidase activity.
GGCUGGGAAGGCUGCGUAGGAGCACCCGGUUGGCCAGGCUGCUGUGAGCCCUAGGCGGAUGUGGAACCGACAAAGAUGGCGGUGCAGGUGGUGCAAGCUGUGCAAGCGGUUCAUCUUGAGUCUGACGCUUUCCUAGUUUGUCUCAACCAUGCUCUGAGCACAGAAAAGGAGGAGGUGAUGGGUCUAUGUAUAGGGGAGUUGAAUGAUGACAUAAGGAGUGACUCCAAAUUUACAUACACUGGAACUGAAAUGCGCACAGUUGCAGAAAAGAUGGAUACCAUCAGAAUUGUUCACAUCCAUUCUGUCAUUAUCUUGCGACGUUCUGACAAGAGAAAGGACCGUGUAGAAAUUUCUCCAGAGCAGCUGUCUGCAGCCUCAACAGAGGCAGAAAGGUUGGCUGAACUGACAGGUCGUCCCAUGAGAGUUGUUGGCUGGUAUCAUUCUCACCCUCACAUAACCGUUUGGCCUUCCCAUGUUGAUGUUCGUACACAAGCCAUGUACCAAAUGAUGGAUCAAGGCUUUGUAGGACUUAUUUUUUCCUGUUUCAUAGAAGACAAAAACACAAAGACUGGUCGGGUACUCUACACUUGCUUCCAAUCCAUACAAGCCCAAAAAAGCUCAGAGUAUGAGAGAAUUGAAAUCCCAAUCCAUAUUGUACCUCAUAUCACUAUUGGGAAGGUAUGCCUUGAAUCAGCAGUAGAACUGCCAAAGAUCCUAUGUCAGGAAGAACAGGAUGCAUAUAGAAGGAUUCAUAGCCUUACACAUCUGGACUCAGUAACCAAGAUCCAUAAUGGCUCGGUGUUUACCAAGAAUUUAUGCAGUCAGAUGUCAGCAGUCAGUGGGCCUCUACUACAGUGGUUGGAGGACAGAUUGGAGCAAAACCAGCAGCAUUUGCAAGAGUUGCAACAAGAAAAAGAAGAGCUUAUGGAAGAGUUGUCUUCCCUAGAAUAAAGCAAGAGGACAAAAAUGUGAUAAUAUUGUUUCUCAGUUUGUGCACUGAAUAUGGUUCAAAAUUAUAUACAACUCCUAUGUAGGCAGAUAAUUCAGGAGCACUUUUUAUAUCCCAACAGAUAGUUUUAUGUAUAUAAAAUACAAGAUGUCUUCCUAAAACUUUUCCAGAGCUUAUAGAAUCCUCUUGCCUACAGUUGCUGUAAAAGAAAACAUGCAGGAUGAUUUACAGAAUAUGAAAGUUAUUUUGUAAGGGUUAUAAGAGAUGCAUUAGCAAGGAAUAUCUGGGAAUAAAAUGUUUGAUAAGUUUAUUCUAAAUGUUAAGAACAUUUAUUCUAAUUUUGUGCCAAAGUGUCAAUAUGCAUCCCUAUUUGUCCUGGAACUCACUAUGCAUACCUCACUAAGCUGCCCUCAAACGCAGAGAUUCACCUGCCUCUUCCUCUGUAGUGCUGGGAAUAAAGAUGUGCACCACCUACCAUGCUUGGCAUUAAAUGCCUAUUCUCAAUGAAAAUACCUGACAUAAACUUUUUUUUUUGAGACAAUGUCUCAUUAUGUAGCUGUGGAACGUCUGGGACUCAAAAAGAUCCACUUCCCUCUGAAUUAAAGAUGUGCACCAGCAACAUAAACUUCUUAGAAUUUUAAUUCUUUGUUUUUAGUUUCAGAUAUCUAUCCUGUAUAAUUUAAAGGAAGAACACUUGGUAUUUCAAUUUUAUAGUUUGAUAUUCUUGUUAGGCAAGUGAAUCAUAAGUACUGUAGGGUUAAUGUAAAGACAUGCAGGGCUCAUUGCUACCCACCUCUAUUGAUUACUCUCACUUAGAAUCAUGUGUUAGGACUUCCUUCUUGAUCUCUAAAUACAUGUUAUGAGAUAGCUAAACUUGAAUUCUGUGUGGAUGCACUCUUAAGCAAACAAUUGAGUUCUAGCUUAUUGAGUCUAAAGCAAAUUCUUACUGAUCCUGUAUAUCUAAGAUUCAAUUAUAAUAUGACCAUGAUUUUUUUAGGAUUUAGGUUAUAGUAGAAAUCAUACUUCAAAAAUAUGAUGAUUGUAUUUUAUUAUUCAUUCAUAUGUAGCCACUAAUUGUAUAUUUAUGUAUUCAUAAAAAUGUUGAGCCUUUUGCAUACUGGAAACUAAAGUGGGAAUUGGAAAAAAGAGUAUAAGGAAAGAAAACAUUAUCAGUCCCAACCAUAGUGAUAACUGGGAGUUUUGGUUUGUCUUUUUAUUUUCCCAUAGAUUAUUGUUUUUCAAAAUCCCAGAAAUACUUGCAUCAGAAUCACUUGCAGUUCAAAGUUCAAAUUCAAUCUUUGAGGCUAGAACCCAGAAAUCUAUAUGACCUACUCAGCUGAUUCUGGGGCAUACUUAUAUUUGAAAACAAAUAUUCUUAGGGCAUAUGGAAUUUAAAUGCUGCUUAUUACAUCUUAUUGGUAUAUUUAACCAUAUGUAACAAUUUUCUUUAACCAUAAAAUUUUAGAACCAGGUGUCAUGCUGUAUUUUCUCUAAUUUUCUUCCACCAUAAUUGUUCUUUAUUCAUUUUCUUUUUUAUAGGACAUAUGAAAAUACUGGGUGUACAAUUUUAUUAAACUAAAUCAAUUUUGAAUAAUAUAAAGGUGGAGGGCCCACAUUAUAUAACUUCAAGACUUACUAUAUAGCUGCAGUAAUCAAGACGCUAUGAUAUUCGCAGAACAGAUAUAUAAAUCAAUGGAACAGGAAAGAAAAUUCAGAAAUAAACACACAAUAAUAUGCCAUUUAAGCAUAUCAUUUAAAUCAAGAAGAAAGGAAAGUCAUUUCAACAAAUUAAAUUUUCACAAAUUAACAAAAUAUCUUAUAAAAGUACCUCAAAAUGUGUCAUGGAUUUAAAUGUAAGCUGGAAAAUGUAAGGGAAAAAAAUCAUUUAAAAAUUUUUUUAGGAGUCAGGUAUUAAUCUUCAACUCAAAAGGCACCAUCUAUAAGAAAAUGAGUAGAUAUUUGGACUUCAUCAAAAUUAAAACUUUUAUUCCACAAAAUCUUAAGAAGAGAAACGGUAAACCAUGUAAUAUCUGAUCAAUGGAAAAGAUAAUAUGCUCAAAACUCAAAAAUAAUCCCAGUAGAAAAUGAAAAAAGACACAUUUUUACUAAAGACGGUAAAUAGAAGUAAUUAUGUGAAUAUAUAUUGACCCUCAUAAGUCAUUGGGAAAUGCAAAUUAAAACUACAGUGUGGUAUGGUAUAUACUUAUCAGAAUUGCUAAAGAGAAAAUUGUGAAAAUGCUAAGUACUGUGGAGAAUGCAAACCAUGACAGGAAUGUAAAAUACAGAUACUGGGUAGAGGAGUGGAAAUUUUUAUAAAGUUAAGCAUACACUUAACAUGAGCCAGCUGUCAUACUGCCUCGACACAAAAACUUUUACAAAUUUUUUCUUGGCAAUUUUAUCUGUGAUAGCUGUAAAUUAGAAGUAACCCAAAUGUUCUGCAGUGGGUAAAUGUCUAAACAAACCAUUCCUACCAUGGAAUACUACUCUGUAGUGGAAAGGAACAUAUUACUAAUAUCUAUAUAAUUUAGAUGAGCCUUGGGACAUACAGUAAAUGAAAAAAAUGAGUCUUUAAAGGUCACUUACUGUAUGGUUGCAUUUCUGAUGUGUUGUUGAAAUGUCAGAAUUAAUGAAAAGAAAGAACAGAUUAAUGAUUUCCAGAGUCAGGGACUGGGCAUUAUAUAUGCAUUGUUGUUACAGUGUGACAUAAGAGUUCAUUUAGGCUGAUGAAACAGUUUUGUAUCUUAAAUUUAGUGUUUAGUACAUAAAUCUGUUCCUGUGCUAGCAUUUUAUAUAUUUAUAUACAUAAAAAUCAGUACAUGUAAAAUCUGGUAGAAGUGAAUAACGUCUGUAGCCUAUUCCGCAGUAUUAUACCAUUACCAUAAUGUUGGUUUUGAAGUUUUAUAGUUGUAGAAGAUCUUACAAGUAGGACAAAUUGGGUAAAGGGUACGUGGGAUUAUGUACUAUUUUUUACAAUUUCUGGUAAGCCUAUAAUUAUUGCAAAAUAAAAAUUUAUAGGUUUACAUAAUAAGAAGUAAGGUUCUUAUGAAAUAAGACUGAUUGAUAAGCCAUGUUUAGUGGCAUGUGCCUGUAAUCCUAGAACUCAGGAGGUUGAGGUGGGAGACUUAUCACAAGUUUAGAGCCAGCCAGUUGGCCUAAACCUUGUCUCAGAAAAAAAAGGGGGGGGGUGAGGAGGGAAGGUAAUAUAAAGAAUACCUUGGAGGGGGAAAUAAAAUUAUUUGUAUAUUAGGCCAACUAUGAAUACAUGUUUGUUUCAUUUUCAUAGAUAAAAUGAGAUUAUAGUAGACUAUGAAGGUUACUUUUCAGUCAGUGUUCAUAUUUUAAAAAUGUUGAUCAUCAGAAAGAACAAUGAUCUGCAUGAGAUGUGAUUAUUUUCCCAAUUACACCUAAGUAGUUUACCUUUACACAAAAUAUUGCAUUCCAAUACACAGCCUUGUAUCCUUUCUGCCUUUUCAAUCACAAUCAAAACUGAUUGGAACAAAAGGUACUUGUUUAGAUAGGUGUGUUCUCCCUCUUUUUUUUUAAGCCUGUCUUGAGAUAGGGUCUUAUGCUACAGCUCAAGUUGGCCUCAAUCUAGAAGUUUUCUUGCCUCUGUCUCCCGAAUGCUAAGAUUACAGACAUAAAACACCAUGCCUGACUGCUUCCUUAUUUCCUAUACUUGGAACCUGCAUUCUGACCUUGUCUACACUGCCUUUGAAUCCAUUCCUCCUAAAGUUACCGAUAACCUACAAUAGUCAAACUCAUAUUCUUUUUUUUUUUAAAUAUUUAUUUAUUAUGUAUACAAUAUUCUGUCUGCAUGUAUGCCUGCAGGCCAGAAGAGGGCACCAGACCUCGUUACAGAUGGUUGUGAGCCACCAUGUGGUUGCUGAGAAUUGAACUCAGGACUUUGGAAGAGCAGGCAAUGCUCUUAACCUCUGAGCCAUCUCUCCAGCCCCCAAACUCAUAUUCUUUUAUUUAUUUUUUUUUGAAAACUGCCAUUAAUAAACCUGUGGCUUGACACAGUUGGUCCUUCUUCCAAAUUUACCACUUUGUUAUCAUGUAUUGUGUUAUUUUCUAUACCCUAUCUGUCCCCUCUAAAAGUUCAUUCAUAUCCCUCUCCAUGCAUUUACAAGCAAAUCCAUUUCUCUCUCUACACCUGUCUGAAUUCCAGACUUAGAUUUCUAGCUACCCAUUAUAUAUUUCCAUUAAGCAGUCUUAUUACCACAUUGAAUUUGAUAAAUCUAAAUUUAAUAUGUUUAUGGUUCAACCUAUAUUCUUUUUUACUUUCUUACCUCAGUGAAGGGGAACAUCCAUAUGCACAACUGGAAUCCAAGCAGGCAACCUCAACAUCUCUGUCACCUUUUUAACUGUUUGCAUCGGAACAGAGUUAUAACAAUUUGGAAUUUUUUUGUAAUCUAAUCAGAGUUGGAAUGUAUAGAAUAGGUAUGUAUGAGGAGGAAUGCAUGGUGCCUAGUGGCUAGGAUUACUUCAUGAAGGCCUAAGAGUUUUUAUCUUUGUAGCAGGGCAGGAUCAAGAUCUAGUGAAAGUUGUCCUGUGUCAGUACCCUCACAGUAAAGAGGAGACAAUGAUCUCUUACAUUAAAUAAAAUAAUUGAGCAAAUAAGUAAAUGCGUUGAGGAAAAUUGAAGCAAGCUUUUUCAUGCUUGAGGCAUUUUUUACAGAUACGUAAAAAAAGGAUAAAAUGACCCCCAUGAUGUUAAAUGGAAAUAGAAAGUUGAUAUGAUUGCUUUAAAAGGGAAUUGCACGUGUCAAUUGAGAGAAUGAGUGAUGUACCUGUAUACCUCCAAUUCUUACCUCUGCGCAUUGAGGGGGAAUAGAAAUGGCACUUCAGUAGCUAAUGAGCACACCUGCCACCAAGUUGCUGGACUUCAAGUAUUAUUCUCCACUAACAGUGAAUAGAAUGGACUCCAGAAAUAAAUGCAUAUGUAUAUGGUGAACUGAUUUUUAACAAAAAAGACAAGACAAUUGAAUGGGAGAAACCAUAGCCCUUUUAACAACUGGUGAUUUGACAACUAAAUAUCUGCACAGAAUAAUGAAGCUGGACCCCCACCCCAUAGCAUGCAUGAGUGGUAACUAAUAAUGUGUUAAGGAUUUAAAUAUAAGAAUUUGUAACUAUUAAAAUAUUAAAACAUCAGUAAAUCUCUAUGACUUUGGUGUUAGCAAUGACAUUUUAGAAAAAUCACAAAAAAUAGUUGUUGGACCUGAUGAAAAUUUAGAAAUGUAGAUUAAAAAUAUAAAAAAAGAAAACUCAAAAUAAAAAAUGAAAGCUCAGAAAGCUUUACAAAAAUACUUUAUCUAAGAAUCUAGUAUCCAGCCAGGCAAUGGUGGCACAUGCCUUUUAUCCCAGCACUUGGGAAGCAGAGGCAGGCAGAACUCUGAAUUUGAGGCCAGCCUGGUCUACAGAGUGAAUUCCAGGACAGGUUCCAAAGCUACACAGAAUAACUGUUUUGAUAAACCGAUCAAUCAAUAAAUAAAUAAAUAAGAAAAAGGGAAUCUAGUCUCCAGAAUAUAUAAAAACUCAGAUAACAACAGCAAAAAAGCAGCCCAAUUCAGAAGUAGACAAAUCAUGCCAAUUGAUAGCUAUAUAGAAUAAAAAUGUAUAACCAGUCUUCUGAAGAAAUGAUAGACUAGCAGCUGUGUGACCUAAUGAAGAGUGAGAAUAAAAUAAUUAUUCCAACGAGAGGAAGAGCUUUAUAAACCACAAAGUUAACAAUAGAACAUCUUAAAAAUUGGAAGAGAGAUGGGUGGUGCACUGUAAAGAAGCCAAGCUGAACACAACUCCACCCUCAUUACUCUCUGGCAAGGGAAAGAGAAGCAGAAGCCUUCUUCAAGACGUAAAAUAGGCCACAUUGAGGAAAAUAGAUGGGUAGUUUUUCUAUAGUGAUAUUUAUGUUUUUUAUAAAAAAGCAAAGCAGCCAAGUCACUAGAGAGCUCUUACCUCUAAGAAGUCCUCAGACUGAAAGAGGAGGAGUUUCUGUCUCAUCCUGGUUUAUAUAGACCUCUCUAGUACUGGGAUUAAAGGUAUGAGCCACCACCACCUAGGUCUGUUUCUGCAUUGAUCUUUUGUAGCCCAGGCUGGCCUUGAACUCACAGGGAUCCAACUGUCUCUGGACUAAAGGUGUGUGUCACCACUGCCUGGCCUCUAGUGGCUUAGUUUUACUUUUUGAUUUUCAGGCAAACUUUUAUUUAUAAAAAUAAAAUAUCACUAUAGUUCUCCCUUCAGAACAAUCCUAUAGCCCUCACAAACCUCAAAUCUUGUAGGUUUGGCAAGGCAGUGAUUCCUCUGUUGGAUGGGUCAGCAGUGGAGAGGAAAACAUUUUACCACUCUGUAAGACUUCAUUGCAGUGGACUAGUGUCAUUUUAAGAAAACUUAAAAACUGAACUAACCUUGGGACAAGAAAACAGGAAACAAUCACAAACCAGGGAUCCUAAAUUUAACAUGCCUCAGCUCCAGAGUGAGUGACAACUCUGGAGGGAGUUGCAGGUGGUAGAAUAGCUGGAUACUAACAAAUCAAAGACAACAAGAAGCUCAUCUCAAUAAGGCUAACAGAAAAUAUCUUCUCCCUUAGUGACCAGAAACAGAGCUCACCUAUGAAUAACCCUGGAGUAUGAUAGUUCUGAGCUGCAUGUCAGUGGAUAAAACAACUUCUGGGACCACAUACUGCCAUUCACUACUGUAGAGUCUGAGAACUGAGAAGCUCCAGGGUUUUACUUGAAAUUCAUUGCUGCAUCCCUUCAUCAAGGUGAUACAUAGGAAAACACAAAGACAUAUCUUUCUCCCUGUUACAGACCUUAGUGCUGGACUGUUUCCCAUACUUCCAGCACACUUGGGAGACAUUCUCUAAGUAGAAAAUUAGUCAUUCCAGAAAUUCCAAUCUGAGGACUGUUAGGUGGGAGAAUAUUUUCAAAUAUUAUUAGGAAUUUCCAAUAUAGAUUUAACAACAAAAUACACAAAUAAGCUGAAAGAAAAAACAUAUGAUCAUUUCAUUAGAUGUGGGAAAAGCAUUUGACAAAAUUCAACACCCCUUUAUGAUAAAGGUCUUGGAGAGACUAGGGAUACAAGGGUCAUACCUAACUAUAAUAAAAGCUAUAUACAGCAAGCCGACAGCUAUCAUCAAAUUAAAUGGAGAGAAAUUUAAAGCCCUUCCACUAAAAUCAGGAACAAGACAAGGCUGUCCACUCUCUCCAUACCUCUUCAAUAUAGUGCUUGAAGUUCUAGCAAUAGCAAUAAGACAACAUAAGGAGAUCAAGGGGAUUUGAAUUGGAAAGGAAGAAGUCAUACUUUCAUUAUUUGCAGAUGAUAAAAUAGUGUACAUGAGCGACCCCAAAAACUCUACCAAAGAACUCCUACAGCUGAUAAACACCUUUAGUAAUGUGGCAGGAUACAAGAUCAACUCCGAAAAAUCAGUAGCCCUCCUAUACACAACGAACAAAGAAGCAGAGAGUGAGAUAGCCACAAAUAGCAUAAAGUAUCUGGGGGUAACUCUAACCAAAGAAGUGAAAGAUCUAUUUGACAAGAACUUUAAGUCUUUGAAGAAAGAAAUUGAAAAAGAUACCAGAAAAUGGAAGGAUCUCCCGUGCUCGUGGAUUGGUAGGAUCAACAUACUAAAAAUGGAAAUUCUACCAAAAGCAAUCUAUAGCUUCAAUGCGAUCCCCAUCAAAAUCCCAACAAAAUUCUUCACAGACCUUGGAAGAACAAUAAUCAACUUUAUAUGGAAAAACAAAAAACCCAGUAUAGCCAAAACAACACUAUACAAUAAAAGUACUUCCAGAGGCAUUACCAUCCCUGACUUCAAACUCUUACAGAGCUACAGUAAUGAAAACAGCCUGGUACUGGCAUAAAAACAGAGAUGUUGACCAGUGGAAUCCAAUCGUGGACCCAGAUAUUAAUCCAAAAACCUAUGAAUACCCGAUUUUUGACAAAGGAGCUAAAAUUUUAGAAUGUGAAUCUGUAAAGACUCAUGUGGUCAGAAAAGGAGUGAUAUACAGUAAAGUCAGAUUCAAAGAUGAAGAAAACAUCUAAAUGGUUUACUGUGUGUUAAAAAAUAUAUGCAGGCUUGGGAGAGAAAAGAAAAAGGUUAAAGUCUUUUUUAAAAAAAAAGGAGAGUAGUUGGGUGUGGUGGUACACACCUUUAAUCCCAACACUGGGAGACAGAGGCAGACAGACCCCUGUGAGUUCAAGGUGAGGUGGGACACAUCUUUAAUCCCAGCACUUGGGAGGCAGAGACAGACAGAUACACAGAGAAAUUCUGUCUCAAAAAAGCCAAAAAUUAAAAAUAAAAAAAUAGAGGUUAAAAUAAAGCCACAUAAAGAUGAAAAAUACACAGUCUCGAUACUGUAUGUUAUUAUGUUCUCUUUGAAUUGUUUGAAUGCUGAGGAAGGAGCAACAGCUGCUAAAAGAUAUUUGUUUAUAAAUGCUGCUGAAUUAAUCAAGAUAGGUAUUUUGCAAAUACCUUGACUUCAAAAUUGAAGUCAAAAGAUAUGUUACUUUGGAGAAGAGGUUUUGUUUUUGUUUCCACAGAAAAUGAGAAGCUAUGGAUUUAUUCUGAAUUAAGAAAAAUCAGGUUUGAUCAAGGAAGACCACCUGAGAAAUCUCCAGUAGGAGCAGAUGGCCCAGAUGUCUGAGUUCUACAUCCAGAACAGAUUCAAGACUGCUGCCUGAGAUGAUCAAGCCUCACAGGAUACUCCAGUCAGGACUUGGUCAUAAUUCUAAUUUUUUUUAGGUUCCUAUAAGAUUAUCAGUGCCCCCCCCAAAAGUCAUAAUGAGACAAAUAAAAUAAAAUAAAAUAAAAUGAGAUCUAGGACACAAUGAGAAUUUUCAAAAAGUUAAAUCAAGCUGGGCUGAACGCCCAGAAAAAUUAAAAAUUUAGUUUAACACUC